AGAGAAGGAUGGAUACCAUCAAAUCCUUCAAGGGUUACGGUAAGGUGGACGCGAUCGAGGAUCAAGCGUUCCGCCGUAAGACCCGCAAGCGUAUGAUCAUCGUUGCCGUCUCCGUCAUAGUCUUGCUCAGUGUCAUCAUUGCAGCCAUCGUUGGUGUCGCUGUACACAAUACCAAUCAGGAUGACGGGAAGGCGACCUCGUCAUCCCCCAUGAACCUCGCCAAUUCCAUCAAAGCCGUGUGCAGCGUCACCCAGUACCCCAAUUCCUGCUUCUCUUCCCUCUCUUCGCUGGAGACCAAGGCAGCCACCAACAAGGCAGCAGAUCCAGAGGAACUGUUCAAGCUGUCCAUGGAAGCCGCGGUGAACGAGCUCUCGAAGCUGUCGACGUUACCGGACAAACUCAUAGCCAGGACCAAUGACGUCCGAGACAAGGCGGCGCUCCUCGAUUGCCAGAGCCUCUACCAAGAAGCCAUCGACCAGCUCAACACCUCCAUCUCUUCAAUGCAAUUAGAUGGAAAUGGGCAGUUGCUGUCGGCGUCGAAGAUCGACGAUAUGAAAACGUGGCUGAGCGCGUCUCUGACAGACUUACAGACGUGCUUAGACGGUCUGGAGGAGACCAACUCGACGGCAUUGGAGGAGGUGAGGAAGGCGAUGCAGAAUCCCACGGAACUCACCAGCAACAGCCUCGCUAUUGUCUCUAAGAUCUUAGCUCUUCUCCAAGACUUCGACCUACCCAUCCACCGCCGGCGACGGAAACUUCUCGGAUUUGGAUUCGAAUUCCCAGAGUGGGUCGGGCCCGCCGACCGCAAGCUACUUCAUCAAGAACAGAACGGGGGGACCACCAAAGCCAACGUAACGGUAGCCAAUGACGGGACAGGGAAUUUCAGUACCAUAACGGAAGCAGUGGCAACCAUUCCCAAGAAGAGUGAAACGAGAUUCCUGAUCUACGUCAAGCAAGGGGUGUACGAGGAGAACGUAGUACUUGACAAGUCCACAUGGAACGUCAUGAUGUACGGUGAUGGAAAGGCUAAGACAAUCAUCUCCGGUAACCUCAGCUUUGUCGGGGGGACCCCCACUUUCGCCACCGCAACUUUCGCUGUGGUCGGGAAGGGGUUCUUUAUGAAGGACAUUGGAAUUCGGAACACGGCCGGGGCGGAAAACCACCAGGCCGUCGCCCUGAGAUCGGGUUCGGACUUGUCGGUGUUCUACAGGUGUUCCUUUGACGGGUUCCAGGACACCCUCUACGCCCACUCCAACCGUCAGUUCUACAGAGACUGCGACAUCACCGGGACCAUUGACUUCAUCUUCGGCAACGCCGCCGUAGUCUUCCAGAAGUGCAACAUCCAGCCCAGGCAACCCAUGGCGAACCAGUUCAACACAAUCACGGCCCAGGGCAAGACUGACCAAAACCAGAACACAGGCAUCUCCAUCCAGCGGUGUAACAUCUACGCCCUAGACAACGUCACAGCCACCACCUACUUGGGGCGCCCCUGGAAGAAUUACUCCACCACCGUCAUCAUGCAGUCUGAUAUCGCCGCCGUCGUAGACCCUACCGGAUGGACCCCUUGGAUCCCCAACACCCUACCUCUCUCCACCAUCUACUACGCGGAGUAUUCCAACACAGGGCCCGGUUCGACCCUGGACAAGCGAGUUAAAUGGGAGGGCUACAAGUCCAACAUCACAUACGAACAGGCUUCCAAGUUCACCGUCACUUCCUUCAUCCAUGGCUCCGACUGGUUGCCCCAAACCACCGUCGCUUAUGAUGGCUCCUUACAAUAAAUGAAGGACACGCAAAAAUCC
Messenger RNA from Telopea speciosissima, 1799 nucleotides. RefSeq names its product pectinesterase 3. Gene Ontology annotation, molecular function: pectinesterase inhibitor activity; pectinesterase activity. Bases 9 to 1778 code for a protein of 589 amino acids. The transcript is spliced from 2 exons. NCBI's taxonomy places the organism in Eukaryota, Viridiplantae, Streptophyta, Magnoliopsida, Proteales, Proteaceae. The record is from RefSeq and is a predicted model, not a curated record. Gene Ontology annotation, biological process: cell wall modification.